This is a messenger RNA of Galeopterus variegatus (Sunda flying lemur), 1194 nucleotides long. RefSeq names its product insulin gene enhancer protein ISL-2-like. Gene Ontology annotation, cellular component: nucleus. Bases 1 to 1194 code for a protein of 397 amino acids. The transcript is spliced from 6 exons. Lineage: Eukaryota; Metazoa; Chordata; Mammalia; Dermoptera; Cynocephalidae. The record is from RefSeq and is a predicted model, not a curated record. Gene Ontology annotation, biological process: neuron fate specification; positive regulation of transcription by RNA polymerase II; axonogenesis. Gene Ontology annotation, molecular function: cis-regulatory region sequence-specific DNA binding; DNA-binding transcription factor activity, RNA polymerase II-specific.
AUGGUGGAUAUUAUUUUUCACUAUCCUUUUUUGGGUGCUAUGGGGGAUCACUCCAAGAAGAAGCCCGGGACGGCCAUGUGCGUGGGCUGCGGGAGUCAGAUCCACGACCAGUUCAUCCUGCGGGUGUCGCCCGACCUUGAGUGGCACGCCGCCUGCCUCAAGUGCGCCGAGUGCAGCCAGUACCUGGAAUCAGGCUCCGAGUCCCGGAGGCUGAGAGAACCCGAGGCCAGGCAAGGAGAGUGCCAGCGGCAGCGCGCGCGCGGAGGGCGGGCGGCCACGGGGCCGGGAAACCUGCAGCCUGACGGAGGAGACCUGGGGACCGAGACCCAGGGGCAGGCAGGAAGGGCCCGUUCCGAACGCUGGAGGCCCAUCCAUGCCCCAGGCCGGGUGUUCGCGACACAUGGAGCGGCCCUGUCCGAGUGGGCUCUGAACGAAGGGGAAGGGCCCUCCCUCCUAGGCCCCCGGGAGCGGGAGACGAACCCCAGUUCCCGAGCAGCGCUGCGUGCCGGGUCCGCGUCGAAGAGAAACGAAAUCGGGCCCCGGAGAGCGCGGCCUCCCCAAGGCUGGGCGCCGCGGGUGGGUGGCGGCCCUUCUCUCACCUCUCGCCCCUACCCUGUCCUCGCAGACGCAGGGUCGGGCCGGCAGCCCUCGCUGCGCCCGCACGUGCACAAGCAGACGGAGAAGACGACCCGCGUGCGGACCGUGCUGAACGAGAAGCAGCUGCACACGCUGCGGACGUGCUACGCCGCCAACCCGCGGCCCGACGCGCUCAUGAAGGAGCAGCUCGUCGAGAUGACCGGCCUGAGCCCGCGGGUCAUCCGCGUCUGGUUCCAGAACAAGCGCUGCAAGGACAAGAAAAAGUCCAUUCUUAUGAAGCAGCUGCAGCAGCAGCAGCACAACGACAAGACGAGCCUCCAGGGACUGACCGGGACGCCCCUGGUGGCUGGCAGCCCCAUCCGCCACGAGAGCGCCGUGCAGGGCAGCGCAGUCGAAGUACAAACGUACCAGCCGCCGUGGAAAGCGCUUAGCGAGUUCGCCCUCCAGAGUGACCUGGACCAACCCGCCUUCCAGCAGCUGGUCUCCUUCUCUGAGUCCGGCUCCCUAGGCAACUCUUCCGGCAGCGAUGUGACCUCCCUGUCCUCGCAGCUCCCGGACACUCCCAACAGUAUGGUGCCGAGUCCCGUGGAGACGUGA